This is a messenger RNA of Paramuricea clavata, 1485 nucleotides long. The record is from the annotation of a GenBank genome assembly. Lineage: Eukaryota; Metazoa; Cnidaria; Anthozoa; Malacalcyonacea; Plexauridae.
AUGAAGUAUUCAUUCCUUUUGAAUUAUCUGUAUCCAUUUAUGAGUUUGAUAAAGUUCUGGUUAACUUCUUGUUUAAAGGAUCUUGAUUACGUAUUGAUUCGGAUUAAUGAAAACCUACAGCGAUCUAUAGCCAGUAUAGGUGUGAAACCAAUUUUGGCUGAUAUCACCAAGCUACCGAUGGUCAGGAUGCAGGAUACAGUGUACAUCAUUCAACAUCCAGAAGGAAUGAAGAAACAUUUGAGUCAGGACACAGUCAGGCGUGUGAACAAACCAUUUAUAGAAUACUAUGCUGAUACACUGCGGGGAUCCUCUGGAUCCCCUGUCUUUGUGUUAAACAAAUCUAAAUUGUCACUGGUUGCGUUGCACAGCAAGGGUGUGCUGUCAUACAGUGAGAGUAACUGGAAUAAAGGUGUGCUUCUUUCAGAGAUAUUAGAUCAUCUCCAUACAGGAAAGGGUAAGAUUUAUUGCUUCUUGAAAUAUAAUGCACUUAACAUCAUGAAAUAUUGACAGGAGUACACUGUACUUUUGCCCUAGUGUGACAGAUCUUUUGCCCUAGUUCUGCAGAUCAGGUGCUUGUUGGCAGGUUAGGUUGCGUUGUGUGGUGAAUCCCGCGCGCUGACAACUCUUUUUCUAUGAAUGUGUCUUGCCUAGGAUUAAAUCUCAAAUGUAGAAGUCCAGUUUAUGAGUAUCUGCAACAAGAUUUUGUUCGGGUGUGUUUGGAUGGUGUACCAGUGAAAGAUAAAAACACUUGUACAGUAACUUCCGAAUGAAGGGCAUUCGCUCGAAACAUCGAAGUGCGUUUAAUCUUUUCCAGGUGAACCUAUAUAGUCGAACCCAAUUGGGCUAAUAUCAGAUAUUAUCUUAUAGUUACAAAGCCUACUUUUUCACCGCCUGGUGUUCCUGAUCAAAUAGAAAGUGGUGUCCUUGGUAAGUUUAUCAGUAUUUUUCAAAAAUGUUUUGUGAAAAUAUACUAUUAAUAUUCUUUAAAAGUACUGUACUGUACAUUUAUUUGCUCAAUGUAUUUUAAGUAAACCAGCAAUAUAAAAGAGUAUGUGGUUUUGAGGGCAUUAGAGAUCAACAUAGCAAAAGACAAAUUUCAAUCUUAUUAUUCAGGGUAUAACAAUACUACGAUGUUCAGUUUCCAAUACUACAACUUUAAUGAUGUUAGGUAAUAAUGUUUACUAAUACUCACUAAUAACUGUAAAUUGCUAAAGGUACCAAAGACCCUUCUAAACAAGUCACAAGAGAAGAUAUCAUGUAUAUAGCUAAAGAUAUCACGGAUGUGUGGGAAGAACUUGGCAGGGUACUUGGACACUCGGACAGUACUUUAAAAAUUAUAAACGCAGAUAAUUCUAACAAGAUUUACAACAAAUGCUACGAGAUGCUGAUCAAAUGGACACAAAUAAAGGUAUCGAAAGCGACCUAUGGUGUCCUAGCGGCAGGCUUUGUUCAUCCAGCUGUAGAUAGGCCUGACUUAGUUACGAA